ACCCACCUCCUUCCACUCUGCUCCCAACCGUGCUGCCCGGCGGCCGAUCCGGGCCUAAAACCACCCCAACGCGCCUCCCGUGGCCAGCCGCCCCUCCCUACCCCAACCCCAGGCCGCCGCUAGGCCCCUGCGCCGCCAACAACCGCCUAUCGUGCCGGAUCCAGCCGCCUCCCACGUCCUUCUUUCCCGGCCGGACCAAGCACCCCCGGUGACGGAUCCGAACACCGCCAGUCUCCUCGCAGUGGCCCGUUGCUGGAUCUGCAUGUUGUCGGCCGCCGCGCAUCGUCCCGGUGAUGCAUCCCCUUCCCGCGCGCUGAACGGAGGCAAUGACACCCCGGCGGCGCCAUGUGUCUCCCACGACGAGCCUCCCUCCCCAACCCCCAAGGCAUCAACCAGCUCCAGCGACUCACCCUCCCCUCUUCUCCUCUGCCUCGGUCACAGAUGGAGGGGUGAGGGGCGGCGCGGCUCGGCAGGCUCUCUGGCUGACUCUGCCCAUGGGCAUGCAGUUCUGCCCACGCGGGCGUGCAUCUCAACCAACGGGGCCUUGCGGUUCCGCCCACGGCACCGACGGAUUCCGGCGAACUCUCGAUUGGACGGUGGCGAGACGUGCAGUUCAAUCGCGGCCCAACCGCCCUUCCAGCGCAGGGUUCGUCGAGGCCCAACCGCCACGCUCCCCGUUUCUCUCCUCUACAUGAAGAUUGUCGGUGAGAUCGCCACCGCCUGCUCUGUCCGCAUCUCCCGCGGGAUCCCUCUGCCAACCUCCCCUUCCCCAUCUCCCGUCGAGGUCCCAGCCGACGUGGGGCAUGCAGUGCGGACGGGGAUGCCGUGCAGUUCACCGGCAACCAACAGCCUCCUCGACUACUCCUCUGCUCCCCUGUGCGGUUCGCGUGGCACGGCAGCGCGGUUCUUCACUCUGCAUUUGGUUUCUGGUCACACUCUGUGUGCAGUUUGGAGCUACACCGGCAAGGGCUCGCCUGCACCAAGGCAUUUCUCCGCAGUCCGAUGCACGAUCCCGUGCAGUGCGCAAAAAUAGAAAAAAAUUAUAAUUGAAGGAUGUUUUUCUAAUUACUUGAACAAAGGCAGUCCUCCUUGUUGUAAUUGUUUUUAUUUUUUCCUUUGCUAUUUGUGUAAAUUAUUCAAACAAAAAUGCAGUGCUCUUUGAGAGAAGU
Molecule: messenger RNA, 1169 nt
Organism: Triticum dicoccoides
Lineage: Eukaryota; Viridiplantae; Streptophyta; Magnoliopsida; Poales; Poaceae
Exons: 2
Coding region: 263-1033 (256 amino acids)
Source: RefSeq, a predicted model, not a curated record